Plectropomus leopardus (leopard coralgrouper) is the source of this 1433-nucleotide messenger RNA. Lineage: Eukaryota; Metazoa; Chordata; Actinopteri; Perciformes; Serranidae. The record is from RefSeq and is a predicted model, not a curated record.
CUACCUACUCAGACUGGCUCUCAGCCGCAAGGCUCUGCCGCAGUUCAUCACACACCUGCUGCACACACCCAGAGUCCUGGAGUGGUACAGCCCGGAUAUGUCAAUCCUCAGGAAUGAGGAAUUUGUGGAGCCUUUCAUGUCUCUGCUGCUGGUCCUCUCUCACAUGGAGUUUAAACUGGACAUGGAGAAUUGCAGUUUUCUGGAUGAGAGUUGGCUCCUACCGGUGUGUGAGACAUAUGAGGUAGUGCCCUGUCGGGAGUUAGGGUUGGUGUUGAGGUAUCUCAGAGGGCGCGUCUUCGUCCUCGAACUGAUCCCUGAUAGUCAGGCUCAUGUCGACAAGUUUAUCUGUCCUGGUGACAUCAUUGAUGAGAUCAACGGCACCUCAUUGAGGAAUUCCAAGAAUGGACAGGCAGGUGUGGUUCUGUCCCGGCUAAAGGGCAGCCCUCUGUCCAUCAGUAUUCUGCGGUGGAGGGCUCAUGAUGGGACAGUUUAUCGGCCCCUUAUCAAACUUCUGAGGGCCCUGAGGAUCGAGAACCCCACCCUGCAGCUCGGCCCCACUCCCUCCCAGCAGUCAGCCACCAAUGACCAGAGAAUGUCUCCGUCACAGUGUCUCAAAGAGGGGAGGAUUGUCUACAUCGUGCAGUACUUGGGAAAAGCAAACAUUGGAGCGUUUGGGGGCAAGGAGGUGCUGCAGCAGGGCAUUAAACAAGUUUUGCAGAAAAACCUGCCAAGCAAGGAAGUGCUCUUAGAUAUGAAGGAGACACAUUUGACAUGCACGGACAGCAGCAGUAAACUGGAGCUGUUUGAGCAUCACUAUCCAGAGAUUUCAUGCGUUGGGAGAUUCGGUCAACCAGACUACACGAUAUUUGCAUUUUGUGUGGCAGACUCCCCAGAAACCCCUCAGUCUACAGGCUUCUGCUGCGUGGCGCUAAGAGCCAGCACUGCCAAGGAGUGUGAAGAGCUUGUCCUACGUAUAGCGACUGGUUUCAAGCACACAGAGUGGUUUGUAUGACAACCCACCAACAGUGGAUUAACACUUGUAUCAUGUUUUGUAAAUAAGUGUAAAAUGUGCAUAAAAACUAUUACUCACUGAAUAUGAAUAUAAGUAAGAGUGUACCAUUUCAUAUUAGGGGAUAAUUUUUAAUAAAAGAAUGAGUAUAUUAAUAUAUAUGAUAUAUGCACACACUCAUAUGUAUACACACUUGUUUCCUACAGCCAGGUUUAAAUACAGUAUUAAAGAUACCACUUGGGAUGAACAACAAUUUAAUGAUAAACUAAACUGAAAAGAAAAAACCAAAUAUUGUCAAAACAUUACCUCUAACAAAAUUGCAUAUUGGUCCAGUGAAAAAGUCAAACAUGGUUAGAAUUGGAAAAUCCCCAGCAUUUUAGUGGUUUAUUACAAAUUUCACAGCCUCAUGCUGUUUGUAGGAUUA